AUGCUGGCAGCUGUGGCGUGGACUGAAGCAGGCAAGCAGGAGGGAACGGACUGCGGCAGGAUCUGUCGAGGAAAAAUCUUGCGGACAGCGAUCCCUCGCCUUUUAAGCACAGCCACGCGCGCCCCCCGCAGGGGCGGGCCUUCGGGAACUGAGGGAGCCCACUGGCUCCCGCGGCUGCGCUCUCACUCACUCUCUCCUUCCCUAGCUGCAGCUAACUCGGGUCGGGAAAAUGCGACAGCGACUGCCCACUCGAGGUCGUCAUGGCGACAGCCAGUGAACGUGUUCCUCUCCUCGGGCAGGCCCCCGAGUGUAGAGGAACUGCUUCGCGAGGCGCAGCUCAAUCUCCAGAGCCUGUUGCAAGAAGAAUAUGAGGAACAGUACUCAGAGGCCAGACUUCUGGGGCAGACCUUCCGCUCUUCUGAUGAGGCUCCUAAGCCUACUCCCAGCCCAAGGCCCCAGUCUGCCAAGCGCCUGGAGUUUGUAUUGAUGCCUGCAAAACGGCAGCUGAGCAAGGAUGAGACCACGACCCAGGGUGUGAGGGCCCCCGAGGCCUGCCUGAGCCUGUCUACCGUCGACAAGCAAACUGCAUGGAAUGGCCCCUUCCCUCUACCCAUCCUACAGGAGAAGCGCUGGCUUCAGCCCUGCUCCACGCAAUCUGACCUUGUGCCCAUCAACAUCUCUGGGCAGCAGUUUGAUAGACAUGCAAGUUUUCGACACUCGUUGUUUAACACAGAGACAGCCGUGAACCCCAAGUCCACCCUGAGGCGGAGGCGGACCAUUAUUGGAUUCUCUAACUUUUCUCAGCGAGACCCAGGUCACAGCAACAGCCCAGCAGGCAGCCUGGCCUGCUCUGCCACCUCAGACAUCAGGCCUGGCCACUCGGUUCCACAGGUGGUUCAGGGAAGAGUUGCUAUUGGGCAAGAAGCUCGGUUCCCAAGUCUCACCUCGCCAGGACUGAGACACUCUUCUAGUGAUCCUGCAGACCCUCACCAGGCACGCAGUGGCCCAGACCCUCCUGGCAUGGAGAGCAUGGCAAUGGUGUACAGUGUCCCCAGUUCUUGCAAUGGACCAACAGAGUCAACAUUCUCUGCUUCCUGGAAGGGAGAUGCUUUCACGUACAUGACCCCAAGUGCCAGCAGCCAGGGCAAUCAAGCCAGUGAAAAUGGAAAGAACCCUUCCUCUGGGAAUUCUUGGGUCUCUCUGAACACACUCCCUCCUCUGGUCCCUAAGGAGGCGGCUACCCUCUUUGUCACUCGGGAUAACCCAGCAGGAUGCACUGGGCUACCCAGCUACUCUGAGCACCCCACUCAACGAAGACAAAUACCAGAAAGACCUCCCAAGAUUGGCCUUCUGGCCCGUGGUACCUCAAGACUGGAAACAGGCCCGGGCGGAACCAACAGAUUCCGGGAGCGGUCACUGUCUGUGCCCACAGACUCGGGUGUCACCUCAGUGGACUAUGAUGAAGAACAGAAGGCUAGGGAGGCCUGCAUCCUGCCUUAUACCAGUACAAGCUCUGAAGGCAGUAACAGUACUGACAACAUUGCAGCCCUCAGCACUGAGCAGGAGGCGCGGUACAGAAGGCAAAGAUCCAAAAGUAUUUCACUCAAGAAGGCCAAGAAGAAGCCCUCUCCACCCAUGCGAAGUGUCUCACUAGUCAAAGAUGAGCCAGUGCUGCCAUCAGAAGGUGAAUUGGCACUGCCCAAGGACCAGAGGCCCAGGAGCCUUUGCCUCUCCUUGGAACACCAAGGGCACCAUUCAUCUCACCCAGAUGCUCAAGGUCACCCAGCUGUGCCAACUCUCAAAGAUCCAGAAGGCACACAGUUCUCUCACCACUGGUAUCUUAGUGACUGGAAGUCUGGUGACACCUACCAAUCUCUGUCUAGCUCCAGCACUGCCACCGGCACCACAGUCAUUGAGUGCACUCAAGUUCAGGGAAGCUCAGAGUCUCUGGCCUCCCCUUCCACCUCCAGAGCGACAACACCCUCCCAGCUCUCUAUUGAGGUGGAAGCCAGGGAAGUAACCUCCCCUGGAAGGCCCACUGGACUGAUGUCCCCUUCCAGUGGCUACUCCAGCCAGUCAGAGACACCCACACCCACUGUCUCCAUGUCCUUGACUCUGGGCCACUUACCCCCUCCAAGCACCAGUGUCAGAGUGCGUCCAGUGGUACCAGAAAGGAAGUCAUCACUGCCCCCAACAUCACCGAUGGAGAAAAUCUGCAAGUCACGGUUAUCAUUUGACCUACCACUAACCUCUUCAACCACCCUGGAUCUGUCGGGGAUGAGUAUCUCCAUCCGCAGCAAAACCAAGGUUAGCCGCCAUCACUCUGAUACCAAUUUUGGAGCCAAACUGGCACAGAAAACUAGUCCAAACCAGCCAAUCAUGCCCAUGGUUACUCAGUCUGACCUCCGUUCUGUUCGCCUAAGGUCAGUUAGCAAGUCUGAGCCAGAAGAUGACAUUGAGAGCCCAGAUUACACCGAGGAACCUGGAACAGAAGAAGUCUUCACCUUGCCAGAGAGAAAAGUGAAGCCUCCCAUCGCUGAGAAACCUCCACUGGCCCGAAGGCCUCCAAGUUUAGUUCACAGGCCGCCCUCUCUCACUGGGGAGUAUCCACUAACUUCUCCUACUAUGGCUAUGACACCCAGGAGCUCCAUUCCACACAUGAAGCAGCUCCCCCAAGACAGCUACACGGUGUUGCGGAAACCAAAGUCACCCAGCUUCCCCAGUGGCAGGAGCCCUGGGGAGUCAACAACACCCUCCACCCUUGUCUUCACACCUCCUGCCAGUUCCUCUGGUGCUUUCUUCUCAGGAACACAGCAACCUCCCCAGGCCAGUGUAGAAGACGGGGGCCCCAAGGUGAGAGCCCUGCCUGAAAGAAUCAGCCUCCAGAGCCAGGAAGAAGCCGAGAAAAAGACGAGCAAGAUUCCACCUCCAGUACCAAAAAAGCCCAGUGUGCUCUACCUGCCUCUCGCCUCCCCUGUAGCUCAAAUGGAUGCCUGUGCGGCAGAACCACGGCUGCCUUUCAGCCCCAUCAUCACCCUGGAGGAAGAUUCCAAGUGUCCCUCCACUGGUGAUGACUUGAAGUCACCUGGUAAAAGGGUGACUUCGGCUCUUCAUGUUGACAGUGAAAAGGAGGCCAUCUCUCCAGGGAGGUCUGUAGAAGCAAGCACCGAAGAGAAAAGUUUAAUCAGUGAUAAAACAGCUGAAUGGAUCUCAGAGGAGGAUGAUGACGUGUUUGUAGCUUCUCGCACAACAGAAGAUUUAUUUACUGUGAUACACAGGUCCAAAAGAAAGCUACUGGGCUGGAAAGAGCCUGGGGAGGGCUUCACAGGCAGCAGACCCACCUCCCAUUCACCAGUGAAGAAUACAGCUGAUUCUCCCACCAGUGAGUCUGCUGCUGCCACGGGGCCAAGUGGCGGUGCCUGCCUAGAUGCUGGCAGAAAUGAUGAUUUCAAGGCCUUGCUCCAGAAGAAGGGAAGUAAGGCAACUCCUAGGACCCGCCCAUCAGCGGCCGAACUGCUGAAGACCACUAACCCCCUGGCUCGAAGAAUCAUUGCACAGUUCUCAAAAGACUAUGAAACCACUGACAACCCCAGUACCUAAGCCCUGCUUCUUACUUGCUAGACCUAAGUAGAGAAGGGGGAAGAUAGAGGGCUUUAGAAAGGAACCAACCACAGGAAUAACAAAAGAAUCCACAUGUUUUUGACGUUAACUCACACUCUGGACAGCAGAGAGGCCAACACAACACAACUGAGCUCACCAGGCACUCUGAUAGGCUUCAGACUAUCUGCGUUUCCAUGUUUCCAUGCUUGCCAUGACUGAACAUUGGGGUCCUUCUUAUCAUCUCCCAGCGCUGUGCAUUAAGAAGGGACCCUCAGAUUUGAGAGCCUGUAUGCCACCUUUUCAAUGUCCUAGCUGUUUUGUCCACUGGCUCCUGUCACUGAGAGGCACGGUGGGAGAACAGAUUGAGGACUUCUAAGGACAGAGGGUGCCAAUUCCAUUGCUGAUUAUCUGCUCUCCUGGGCUGGCCUUGAUGGCCCUAUGUGAAGACACAGACGGACACUGAGGCCUCCUCAACCACAGUGACUUUCCUCCAGAGAGAGUUCUGCAGGAGACAUGCACUAAUCUCAGCGUGGGGUUGAUUGGAUGGCUUUUGUGGUGCAAAAUAUGAACGUGACUCCUCCAAAACUCCAUGCCUUUUUCAGUUUGAUUGUCUAUGCGGAGAUCAGGGUGAUGAGUUUUAAUAAACUUCUAGAACCCCCCCAUUAGUUAGAAAAGAUGGGACUGGGUGGCUUUGGCUGAACCACGCUCAGUAAACAAAUGGGACAUUUGUUCACUCACAUCUAGUCAAGGUAACUUGCAUGUGCGCCUUGAUGUCUUUUGAAUGUCUGUCAACAUGGGUAGCCAGGAUCUGUGCCCAACUCACGCUGCGUACUCCAAGAAUUCUCAUUUCCCUGGCAUGUAACAUUCAUUACAGGAAGUAAUUAGGUGACGGACUGGCAUCUUCAGAGGCUCCAGGAGUAGAAAGUAAGUGUACCUUGCUCCACACCAUUCGAUUCAGAGUGUGCUUUUGUGCUUGUUUGGGUUUUGUUUAAAGGAAAUCUGACUCUGUAGACUGAAAAAGAUCUACACGAAAUCAAAAAGACAGCCUGCUAUGGCCCUUAAUGCAAGAGGGCUACUUUUUGCCAUUUAGGUACAGCAGUUGGACCAACUUUCAGCUAGCCAUGGGGAUAGGAGGAGGGAGAAGAGCGGCUAGGAUAAAGAGAAAACUGAAAGAGUUCCAAACAAUCACAGUUACCCCUUCCCUUCCAAAGCCAACAGGCACUGGCUAUUCUUGUCAACCCAAUGUUGUAAGCAGAGAAAGAAUGCCUGAUUUCCAUACACCUGGUUUCUGAGGGGCUGGGGACAAGAUAAGCAAAGCAAUGAACACAGAACCUGCUGGCCAGUGUCGGAAAGUUCAUUGACUUCUGGUCCCAAAGGGCCAAUAGGAAAUGAACCUGCAGAAUGCUUUACAGAGAAAAAAAGGUUCCAGAGACAAGCAGAUCUCCAAUUUGAUAGGUCCAAUGAGAAGCAAACCGUUAGCUCAGCUGCCCACACUCCAGGAGAGCAAAAUGGCUGAAAACUCCACUGGGUACUGAGACGACUCACGUCUGUGGCAUAGAAGCCCUAAGCUGAGAUCCUUGCUUGGGUUGGUCUAGCUCUGAAUUCUAGACAAAUGGGAAGAUAUCAAGCUCACCAACAUUCUUGCAACUAGCUCUUCUCUCUCAGAUUUAGAAAGAAGCCACUUGAAUAAUAGACAGUUUGGGGAAAUCUAGUUACUUUGAAAGUAUUUAAAUCAUUUCACAUGAAAAUCUUAACCAAAUUUCAUGAAUUUUGCCUGAAUUUAAACAAGAGUUUUAAUCACUACACCCGGGAGCUGGAGGCAGGCAGAUUUCUAUGAGUUUGAGGUCAGCCUGAUCUACGUAGCUAGUUCAGGCUGCCUAGGAUACAUAGUGAGACCCUGACUUCAGUCUUGACUGUGGUUUAUACAUAAGUAUCACACCUGACCUAACUCAGAAUUCCAAAAGACAGAGAUAUUUUCCUCUGUGGAGAAAUGGGGGAGUGGAGUGUCCUUACUUCUGUGUAUCAGAUGCAAAAGGCCCCCUGCAUCUGCUUCUCAGAACCAUUGUGAAUUGUUGAGCUCUGCGGUAUGAGCAUACGGGACUCUGUAUAGGUAGGGCUUGCUACUUUUGCUGAUUUUUUUUGGCAAGUGUCUUGUUUGUUCCUUCUCAUGGGUUUUGCCUCUCCCCUCAUCUUGCUACCUCCGGAGGAUUCCCCAAAAGAUUGCAAACCGAAGUUGUUUCAGUGACCUGAACGAACCCUUGCUUUCCUCUCUACAACUCUGUAUGCCUGGAAUGUCUAGAACAUGUCCACAUCACUAGGACCCCAGAAGCCCAUAGCCCAAGAGGAUUUGGGGCAGCAAGUUUGCAGUCAGAGAAAACACUUAGGGCUGGGAGUAGUCAUUCUGUAUUUCCAGUUUUUACAGGGAGUGGACCUAGUUCUAAACAACCAGAUUGUUAAAAAUAAUGAUGAUGAUGAUAAUAAUAACAACCAGUCAUUGAUUAGUACAACACCAAGCAUCUUUCUAAUACUUAACCAUAAACUCCAGUUUUCUCCCCUUAGUACAAUGUGUGCUGCCCGUGAGGCUGGUGGAGAUGGGUGAAACCCCUUUCAGGGAGGUCUCAGGACGUUGCUACCACUGCUGUGACAUACAGCACACAUAAGGAAAGAGAGUAAUCUACAGAUGGCAUACACAGUAAGUUGGAGGGAAAUAAAACUGGCCCCAGGUGGUCAGCCUGUGCUUCAAGCUGUUCCUAUCCCUUGUUUCCCUCCAACUCUAGCCCUUAGUGACAAGUGGUUCUGUUACACUAGCUUCAGUAUAGUCAGUGGUGGGGGAGACCCCCCAGAGGCAGUCAGUGGAUAUCUGCAUGCUUCUCACUUGGUGGGUUUAUAUUUGUGGUUCACAUGUGAGUGGCAGAGAGCAAGUUAGUCUUAGUACAAAGGUUGACUUUGCUUAUUGGCCUGCCUGGGCCUCCCUCCUGGCUCCAACUUGUCUUUCAGUCCUAACACCCAUGAACUGCACCCAUACCAACAGCUCAACCACAAAGGAGUUAAGGCUACGGGCAGCCAGUUCAUUGCCAUUAGCCUCAUGACCACAAAGGUUAAUCUGGAAAAAAUGACCCUGAAUGUACAAAUAUGGGCAAGUCUUCAAGGUUCCCCCAACAAGCAUUCUGCUUGGCAUCUACUUUAUCUAGACAACAGAGAUCCAGCUGUUGUCUCUGUGUACCUGUCACUCUGAGCAGAGCUACCCAUGCACCCGCUGCCCUCCUCACCUCUGAACCAGUCAGGAAAAUGACUAGUUAUCAGUCUCUGUUGCUCACCGCUUCUGCCCUCUAUGUUCGCUAAGUCUGUGGUACAAUGGUGAGCUUUUCCUUUGAUAUGAUUUGCCAGGGCCAGGACUAGGGUGAGGCGAUUGGGGAGACGCCCACUCUCAAGGCCCCUCCAGUGCCUUACCCUUGCCACGGCCCUGUGAUUUGCACUCUGUAAAGUAGAGUCAGUUGUUCCUCCUCUGAGUGUAGUCCUGAUUUGGGGGGCAGGUUUUGCGCCAAAUGUUUUCUUGCUGUUUCUCCAUUUGUUGCCAGAAGCCUUUGUAUGCAUUAAAGACUCUUCGGUAUUAUCACAAACAUUUCAGCUGGCAAGUUAGCACCCGGUUCAGGAGGAGCACUGUGGCCAGAGGACUUCAACCGCAAGGUGGAGGUCUGCCCUGUGGACCUUCCUUCUGUUCUUUCUGCUCCUUUCUCCCUUGUAGACCUUGUGGCCCAGCACCGAUUCUUCUCAGUGCCUCCUACUUUGUUCUCCUCCUAAGAAAAAACAUGCUCUCAAGAAAGGGAUGAAUUCGUUGACUUGAGAGGCUUAAUGCUACCUUUUUCCGAGGGUUGCUUGCAUUUUAACAGGGGAACAGCCUUAAGCCAAAGGAAUGAAGUUCUUGCAGAAUGUGAGGCAUCAACUAAUUGUACAAGUUCCUUUUCACCAUGGAAAAACCAGACUCCCUGACAGCUGACUCCAGAGUACAGAAAAUAUGGUUUUCUCCUGGAAUCAUUGUAGUUAGUAGCUGAUGGUCAAUUAUCUAAAUAACCCUGUUCUAUAUUACUACCAAGGGACUCUGAGAAAAAGCUACUUUAUUAAAAGCCUCUGAGAAGGCCUAGAUCAAGCAUUCAUAUUGUACAUUAACAUGUUUGUGUAAAUGGAAUUAAUACUACUUACCACUUAGGUGAAAGACACAAAGAUUUAACAAGUUUGUGAAAUGUGUUCUGUUUGUGCAACGUGACUCGGUCGAGUCCAAUUCUUACUGAUGUCAGUUGUCCAAUAUCAGUGGUGGUUAAAUUGGGUGGAGGUGUAGUUACUAAGCACAGGCCUCCACUACCCCUCCUGCCAUUUGUCUCUGUUGUGUGCUAUGACUUCGGCUUGAUGUGAGAAUGAGACCUUACCUAAACCAGAGCCCCCAGUCCCUAAUGCCUUUGCAUGUAUUUCAGCUAUAAGUGACCAAGGGAGUAAGGAUUUAAAAGAACAAGCGAGUAGGAAGGAGGUACAGAGCAGUGCCUUUGUCAAAGGUCAUCGAACAGUAUGAUGACUUUAAAAUGGCAUGAAAUAAGCCAAGUCAAAUUAUUUUACAAUACUUUGAAACCGAUUUAUGGAGGACUAUGGCUGUGAAUGGUUUUUGAACACAUGUCGGAGGCACUUUAAUAAAUUUAGCAAAAAGAA
This is a messenger RNA of Mesocricetus auratus (golden hamster), 8298 nucleotides long. RefSeq names its product NHS like 2 (gene Nhsl2). The record is from RefSeq and is a predicted model, not a curated record. NCBI's taxonomy places the organism in Eukaryota, Metazoa, Chordata, Mammalia, Rodentia, Cricetidae. The coding region runs from base 1 to 3600 and encodes 1199 amino acids. The transcript is spliced from 7 exons. Gene Ontology annotation, biological process: cell differentiation.